UGAUCAGACUUGGGUGUGUAAGGAUCACUAUCGUCUCUGCAGCUGGAUGUGGAUCAGUGGUCUGUUGGCUCAGGUGAUUCUGAUCUGAACAGAGAUGGAAGCAGCAGUGAAAUUCAUCAUCACGUCUCUUUUCCUCCAAGCUGUUUUGUGUCAAAAAUUCUCCAUCGAUCUACCACAGAAGGUUGAAGCUCUGAGUGGAAGCUGCGUUCUUCUACCCUGUACAUUUCAGAUUGAAGAGAAAUAUAAUACAAACCUACAGAACAAUCUUACAGGAAUCUGGAAAAAAGUAAAUAUAAACCCCUACACUGAAGUUUUUAACUCCAAGCAAACCAAAAACCAGAUUAAAGGAGAAAUGAGAGGAGAUCUGAAACAGAAAAACUGCACCACCAUCUUCUACAACAUCAGUGAGAGCAACAUUGGAAAUUAUAUGUUCAGAAUAGAAGAAACAGGAGCUCUGAAAUGGGAUUUUACUGAAGGAAUUGUUUCCAUAGUCGUGAGAAGUAACCUGACUUCUCCCUCAGUGACCCUGUAUAAGGAGAAUCAGAUGGAGGAGCAGAAGGAGGUUCUGGAGGGAACUUCAGUAAGUCUGUUUUGUUCUGCUCCGUCUUCAUGUCCUAACGUCCCGAAUUUCACAUGGAGCUUCCUGCCUGAGGAGAAAAUUCUAAAGCAGAACCAGAACAUCACCUUCAGUUCCUCUACACUGAAAUUUAGAGCUUCUCACCUGCAUCACGGCCUCAAUAUCACCUGCAACAUCACCUACCAGCUGGAGAACAAGAACAUCAGAUCAGCUCAGAGUUCGUUUGCUCUUCAUGUUCUGUAUGCUCCUAAAAACACCACGCUGAAGGUAUCUCCAUCAGCUCAGGUUCUCCUGGGCUCCUCAGUGAAUCUGAGUUGCAGCAGUGAUGCCAACCCAGCAGUGCUGAACUACACCUGGUACAGAAAGAACGGAGAGCAGAUCGGAACCGGGAACCAUCUGAUCAUCAACAAGACUGAUGAGACCCACCAUGGUUUAUACUGUAGAGCUCAAAACCAGCAUGGAGAUCAGAACUCGUCCAGCUACCUGGAUCUUCAGUACGCUCCUCAGAUCUCUUUCUCCUCCAGCUGUAACACCAACCAGACCUCCAUCCAGUGCUUCUGUGUGGUCCAUGGUUACCCCUCUCCCAAACUGGAGUGGCGUCUCUCUGAUCAAACUCUCCCAAAUGAAUCGACCAUCCAAGAGUCUGUGAGCAACGUGACUUUAAACAGCUCUAUAUCCGUCCGUCUACCACAGACAAAGGCCACGCCCAUCCUGCAGUGUGUUGGCACCAAUCACCUGGGCGUGGCCACUCAGAUCUUCUCCUUUAUUGGUGGAGCUCAGGUUCCUAAUUCAUCUGCAGCUUCAGGUUUGAGUCUUGACUCGUUGCUGAUUGGUGUGGCGGUGGGAGCUGCAGCAGUGGGGGUGCUGUGUGUUUUAGGUCUCUGUAUAAGUCUAAUAAAACUUCCUCCUGUUUUAUAUUCAUUAAGGAAAUCCCAGCAGAGAGCGUCCCAGUCUGGAGCAGGUGCAGCAGGACUGGUUUUAAAUGACAAGGUCCCACAGGCCGUGUUGUGUCAGGAAUAUGACAGUGACUCUCUGUAUGCCAACAAAACCGUUUCAUCGGAUUCUCUUCAUUACUCCUCCAUCAACUUUCCUAAUGGGUCAGGAACACAGAUCAGAGGUCUUUCAACCCUCACUGAAGAGUACGCCACCGUCCAGAACCACCCCGACCAAGGAGCCGCUAAACCUGAGCCGCUAGCAAAGACUGGCACUAAAAACCAAGUAAACAUGGACAGAAAAGAGUCUCCAGAAGAGGAGGCAACAUAUGGAAACAUCGUCCGUCAUCAGAAGACGGAUCCAGCUUGUCCAGGUUUGGACGUUGUUGCUGGAAUUCAGGAUGAGCAGAAGAACGGAUCUGAUCCUGAUCAGCUGGAGCACUCGGACGCUCCUGAAGGACUUUACGCUCAGGUUAAACCUUUACCAAAAGUCUAAAAUCAUCAUUUUAACAGCAUGGGUUUAAAAGUUCAGCUUAAAACUCAGUCA
Molecule: messenger RNA, 2056 nt
Organism: Trichomycterus rosablanca
Lineage: Eukaryota; Metazoa; Chordata; Actinopteri; Siluriformes; Trichomycteridae
Product: myelin-associated glycoprotein-like
Exons: 9
Coding region: 95-2005 (636 amino acids)
Source: RefSeq, a predicted model, not a curated record